UGUCGUCUGUUCUCCUCCAUCUUUUCUUCGAGGAAGGAGAAGGCGAAAUGGCUUUGCUCUCAUUACGUUUGGCCACAUCUGUGGCAAGGCAUUUACCCAGCGCUGCCCCACAGGUGGCUAAUUUAACAUGGCCUGCUGCACAAGUGGCAAGUCGCAAGCUGCAUGUUUCAUGCAGCCGGAGGGCUGCUGAAAUAUCAUCCAUCCUCGAAGAAAGGAUUCUGGGUUCAGCACCAAAGGCUGAUUUGGAAGAAACUGGACGUGUGCUGAGCAUUGGUGAUGGUAUUGCCCGUGUAUAUGGGCUGAAGAAUAUUCAGGCUGACGAGAUGGUAGAAUUUUCCUCAGGGUUGAAAGGUAUGGCCUUGAACUUGGAACCAGACAAUGUUGGUGUUGUAGUGUUUGGUAAUGACAAGCUCAUCAAGGAAGGAGACAUUGUCAAACGAACAGGAGCCAUUGUUGAUGUCCCUGUGGGUGCAGAUCUUCUGGGACGAGUAGUGGAUGCUCUGGGUAACCCCAUUGAUGGCAAGGGUCCCUUCAAGUCAGUGACAAGGGCUCGAGUUGGUGUGAAGGCGCCUGGUAUCAUUCCCCGAAUAUCUGUGAGAGAGCCCAUGCAAACAGGUAUCAAGGCUGUGGAUUCGUUGGUGCCCAUUGGGCGAGGACAGCGAGAACUGAUCAUUGGCGACAGGCAGACUGGUAAAACUGCUCUUGCUAUUGAUACAAUCAUCAACCAGAAACGAUUCAAUGACGGGGAUGAUGAAAAAAAGAAACUGUACUGUAUCUAUGUUGCCAUAGGCCAGAAGAGAUCUACAGUGGCCCAGAUCGUAAAGAGGCUUACUGAUACAGGUGCCAUUGGCUACACCAUCAUUGUUUCUGCUACGGCAUCCGAUGCCGCACCCCUGCAGUAUUUGGCACCAUACUCCGGCUGUGCAAUGGGAGAAUUCUUCCGGGACAAUGGAAAGCAUGCCCUCAUCAUUUAUGAUGAUUUGUCAAAGCAGGCUGUUGCUUAUCGACAGAUGUCUCUGCUGCUGCGUCGACCCCCUGGACGAGAAGCUUACCCUGGAGAUGUAUUCUACCUUCAUUCUCGACUGUUGGAAAGAGCAGCCAAGAUGAAUGAAACCAAUGGAGGUGGCUCCCUUACUGCCCUCCCGGUCAUUGAGACGCAGGCUGGUGACGUAUCGGCAUACAUUCCAACCAAUGUAAUUUCCAUCACAGAUGGACAGAUCUUCUUGGAGACAGAGUUGUUCUACAAGGGUAUCCGUCCGGCCAUCAACGUCGGUCUGUCUGUGUCGCGAGUAGGCUCAGCUGCCCAGACCAGGGCUAUGAAACAGGUGGCCGGUUCCAUGAAACUGGAGUUGGCUCAGUACCGUGAAGUGGCUGCUUUUGCACAGUUUGGCUCUGACUUAGAUGCUGCCACCCAGCAGCUGCUGAACCGAGGUGUUCGCCUCACUGAAUUACUGAAGCAGGGCCAGUAUGUCCCUAUGGCUAUCGAGGAGCAAGUGGCUGUCAUCUACUGUGGAGUUCGAGGUCACCUAGACAAGUUGGACCCUGCAAAGAUUACAGCUUUUGAGAAGGAGUUUUUGCAGCAUAUCAAGACCUCUCACAAGGAUUUGCUGGCAAAUAUUGCAAAGGAGGGCAAGAUUACUGAAGAUGCUGAUGCUAAGCUGAAGAAAAUAGUAUCAGAAUUCCUUAUCAGUUUUACUUCAUAGAUUAAGGAACUAUAAAUUGUAGUUUAUUAUAAGUGGAGACAGGUUCUGAAGUCUGUCGAACAGUGAGAUGUGUCCAGUUGUUGUAUCUGCAUUUGUGGAACUCUGUGCAGGAGAACAUUGAUUAAUAACAGUGUUAAUAUAAAAGUUUCUUCCAAGAUUCUGUCGAAUAUACAUUUAAAUUCGUAAUUAGCGCAAACGUACAGUUUGUAUGAGAGUUUUAAUUCGACACAUUUGUCAUUAUAUUUGUACAGUAUAUUGUUAAGUUAAUGUACCAUCUGAGUUCUUGGCUGUAAAAAUAAAGACUAGAACCAUCUCCAUAA
This is a messenger RNA of Cryptotermes secundus, 2023 nucleotides long. It is a transcript of the gene blw, whose product is annotated as ATP synthase subunit alpha, mitochondrial. The transcript has 11 exons. Gene Ontology annotation, biological process: proton transmembrane transport; proton motive force-driven ATP synthesis. Bases 48 to 1703 code for a protein of 551 amino acids. Gene Ontology annotation, molecular function: ADP binding; ATP binding; proton-transporting ATP synthase activity, rotational mechanism. NCBI's taxonomy places the organism in Eukaryota, Metazoa, Arthropoda, Insecta, Blattodea, Kalotermitidae. The record is from RefSeq and is a predicted model, not a curated record.